Nanorana parkeri is the source of this 1833-nucleotide messenger RNA. RefSeq names its product adhesion G protein-coupled receptor G7 (gene ADGRG7). The annotation marks the transcript as partial. The record is from RefSeq and is a predicted model, not a curated record. Lineage: Eukaryota; Metazoa; Chordata; Amphibia; Anura; Dicroglossidae. The transcript is spliced from 14 exons. Gene Ontology annotation, molecular function: G protein-coupled receptor activity. Gene Ontology annotation, cellular component: membrane. Gene Ontology annotation, biological process: G protein-coupled receptor signaling pathway; cell surface receptor signaling pathway.
AUGGACGUGUGCGCCCAGUAUCUAGAGCAGACACAAAUAGACACAGAAAAUGCCAAGGACGUUGCUGUCACAACUCAGAUCUUGACUUCAGAGCCUCAAAGUCUGCAGGCAGAAGACAUCACAAAUGCCAUUAGGAUUGUGAACAGGUUACUGAAUGUAUCAGAUGCUAUAGAAGAUGUGGGCCAGUCUGCAAUUGCCACUGUUAGCCAAAUACUGAGUGCUAAUGAAACAGAAUUUAAAGAUGAUGAAGUACAAGUAAAUGCAGCAGAAAGAUUUCCACCUCUCAGUGGAAAGCUGGAGGAUCCAAGUCUGCCAGGAGAUGACGCCUUAAUACCCAACAGAGUCAUAGUAGAUAACAAUACUUCAGAGUUUAUGCCUAAUGAAACAGCAGACGUUCAAAUUUUCAUCAAACCAGCUGAAAGUGCUGAUAAUGACAUAGUUGUCGGUUUUGUUCUCUACCAGAAUGAUAAUCUGUUUAAGUCUAGUCAUAAAAGAGACCUAACUUAUAGAAAAAGAGUCAUCUCAGCCAACAUUUCCAAUGGGAUACAUGCCAAUGUAGAGUUUAGCUUCAGUCAAACGUCUGAUCCAUCAUAUAUCCUGGUACAAUAUGCUUGUGUUUACUGGGACUAUGAUAAGAGUGAAUGGAAUACUACUGGUUGUGAGAAAUCCUCGGUGAAUGAAACCUUACCUCUACGAUGCUCCUGCAAUCACACUACUAACUUCGCUGUCUUAAUGAGUUUCAAAGAAAACAUUACAUCUCCAGAACUUAAUAUAGUGUCAACCACUGGCUGCGUACUUUCCGUGGUGGGAUUAGCUGUUACGGUAGUAUUUCUGCUUUAUGCCAGAUUUAGAAAGAAAGAAAAGAAAUCAUGGAUACUGCUGAGUCUUUGUACAGCCAUGCUAAUCUUCUAUAUAAUAUUUAUUGCUACAAUGGAAUACACCGUGUUGAAAGAUAGCAAUUCCAAUACUGGCGAUUCAAGUAAUACAUUUAUACCAUAUGAACGUUUUGAUCCUCCACAACCUCUAUGUGCAACCUUGGCUGUUCUAUUGCACUAUUUCCUCCUUACAACGUUCACAUUGACAGCAAUGUUGGCAGUGGAGCUGUGUAUCCGUCUGGUUCGCGUCUCCCCUUUUACGCCAGAAGACUUCAUGCGAAGUGCACUCAUCGUUGGUUGGGGUAAUGUCCUGCAGUCUCUUUCAGAUCUCACUCCACCUAACGCAGAUACAAAACACUGUUGGCUUGCUGGUGCCAAUGAGAAUAAUGAGUUGGAUCUCUCAAAGCCCCUGCUGUGGUCUUUCCUCGUGCCGGUGGGAAUCAUCCUUACAGCAAAUAUUUGCAUUUUUAUAGCAGUUACAGUACUAUCAAUUUGGAAGAACACUCCACAUUUAACCAGGACCAGAAAAAUGUCAGUGUUAAAGAAGACAUUGGCUACAUUUUCAAUUGCAUCUUUACUCGGUGUCACCUGGAUUGUUGGCUACUUGAUGCUUAUAGAGACCCCAGGGCAGACACAGAUUGUUUUCAGCUUCAUCUUCUGCGUAUGUUGUGCAGCACAGGGACUUCAAAUCUUCAUCUUCUACACCCUCAGAUCUCGCUUAUUUCUGGAGAAGGUGGCUGCUGGUAUGCGCUUGUUUAACGCCUGCAAGAUAUACAUGCAUUCAGAGAAAUACUGGCUUGGUUACCGAGCUGGGGACGAAGCUUCGGUGAGAUGUGGAGGAGCUAUGGAGGGCUGGGGGAUGCCUCACCCAGUACAAAAGGCACGGCAUGUCACUGGUGUGGUGGAACUUGAGUGGUCUGCAGAAAGCCCUGACCUCAACCCUACUGACAUCUUCUGG